This is a messenger RNA of Durusdinium trenchii, 1939 nucleotides long. Lineage: Eukaryota; Dinophyceae; Suessiales; Symbiodiniaceae. The record is from the annotation of a GenBank genome assembly.
CAUAGGGGUACUUUAAUGGACGCUUUGAUGCCAUGAAGAUUUCCAUCCAGAGCUUAGCGGGCGACAAUCUGCUUGAGACGGAUUUGCCGGAUGAUUGGACCUGGCAUGAUGUGAAGGUCCAGAUUGCUGCGAAGCACAAGAUCGAUGAGAGGCUUUGUGAGACCUGUGGGAACCUGCUGGAAGUGCUCCGCGUGCCUCCCAAGAUCGCGCAAGGCCCAAUCUUCCAGUCAGCGAAGCAGACGUUGCCGAUGCACUCCACGAUGUCGGCGAAGGUCUUCAGUACUCCAGUGCCACCACCGAGCUUCACAGUGCGAGGUGGACUCAGCACCGAAGGCAUCAAAGGCUCCGUGCCGCGUGCAGAGGUGGUGACCCAGCCGUGUCAGGCCGGCCCUCCGGUCCUACCCGACGAGCCAAUGGACUUGGCGAAAGCCCAUGCCAUGGCUCUUCGGAGCUUAGAACGCCUGGCUGCUCGGCGGGAGAUGAAUGCAAAGGAGGGCGAAGCUGGGGACCAGACUUGUGAGUCUGGUCAUUCUCCCACUCGGGUCGAGGCUGUGGUGGAGGAAGCUGCAGCACCAUCCAUCAGGUCGAGCGAUCAGCUCGAUGCGUUUCCUGGAGCUCAACGAGCUGCCGGAGCCGAAGGCGAAGCCGAAGGCUCUGUGGGCAGAUGGGAAGGGCUUGAAGCGCAGGAGCUCAGUGGAGAUGGCUUGCUGGGUGGUUUAGACAUCUUGACAACUCCGGUGGCGCCACUUCAGACGUUUUCGCUGGGCCACAGCGGCCACAGCGGCCACGGCAGCGCUCGUGGCCCGCCCCGGGAUCCUUUGCGCCACAUCAGCGACGAUGCGCGGGAGUGGUAUGGUGGCAGCAGUGGUAGUGCCACUCCAAAGCCAGAUCUCUCGACCAAGCUCGAGAAAGAGGCCGACACGUCAAGCGCAGAGGAGGUUCCGUUUGUGGAACGUUCGCCGUCCAAGCUCGAGGACGAGGCCUCUGCACCGGCUGUGCUGGCUGCACCAGCUGCACUGGCUACGCCUGGUCAACCUCUGGCAGCGACAGUUGCGCAAGCUGUUUCAGCACGAGCAUGUGAGGGCAAGAGCCCCUCCUUCACACACUCGCCACACACGGGCUCUGAAAUCAGGCCUCGUGAAACUCAAGUGGAUUUGACCGACUCCAAGCAGAUGCAGGCAGCUCCACAAGAAGAGGCCAAGCUGCCCACGCUCGCUCUUUCCGUGGCCGAAACCUCUCCGGUGCCCGAAACGCCGCUCGUUCCAGAUCCACUUCGAGAGGCCGAGGCAACGCCUGCCAAGCCUAAAAAUUUAGCUGCCAAGGAGGACAUGCGGCCUUCCGAUCCAAUCGCUCAGGCUGGCAGCCCAGAUGGGAGCUUUACCUUUGGUGUAGGCAGCAGCCCUCCAGAGGUGCCCAACUCCCAACCGCCAGCUGAGAAGGUGGUUCAGGACGAGGCCAGUGCCUUGCCUCUCCGACCCGUCCAACCUCCGCCUGCGGCAACCUCGACGGCGACCUCGAUGGCUUCAGAGGGGCAACCUUCCAACGAGAAGCCAGUGAGCCAGGAACUGCCACCUGUAGGCACGCAGAGUAGUGCUCAAAAGGACCUGAAAAUGAUGAGUGAUUUGGGGCUGGAAGAAGGCUCUGAGGAUCCCUCUCCACAGGAUGCGAAGGACAAGGAGGAGAGUCCAAGCAGUCCUUCACUGGGACCUGUGGCCUUGUCAAUUGGAAAGCAGGUGCCGAAGCGGAGCAAUCCAUUGGCACGGAGCCGAGGUAGCGGCCUCUUUCAGGCUGGUGGUGACUUCGACGGGCCUGGCCUAUCUCGAGGUUUGGGUGGCCUCAGCCAGGUCUCUUCUUUGUCCAAGACGAAAGCCAAGCCAAAGUCUUCAUCGCUCUUCGGGGGGCCGAUCGAUUGGAAUCAGAAGACUUUCGCUGAGCAAAA